AUGAUGAGAGGACCGCUCGCCCGGUUCGGCCGGCCCCUUGUGGUGCCGGUGGUCGAAUCGGAACAGAAGGAGCACGACAAGGAGCACGACAAGGAAGCCGGCGCCAUCGACGUACCGCCGCACGCCAGCGAGUCCGACUCGGAUGCGAUCGACACCACUGCCCAGGCCGGUGUCCAGAAGAUCGAGGCCACUACUAAGGUCUGGUCGCAACGGGAUCUCAUCCUAGCUUAUAUCUUUAUCUGGAUCAUCUACUUCGUCGACUCCAUGCAACAGGGCAUGGGCAAUCUGUUUGGUCCGUACGUCACGAGCACAUUCUACCAGCAUUCCUUGACUGCCACCACCGGUGUCAUGUCUGGCAUCAUCGGCGGUGUUUCGAAGCUCCCUCUGGCCAAAAUCCUCGAUAUCUGGGGUCGUCCCCAGGGCUUCCUCGUCGUCGUCCUCAUCAUGACACUCGGUCUUGUUAUGAUGGCGGCGUGCGAAAAUGUCGAAACAUACGCCGCUGCGCAAGUGUUCUACUGGGUUGGGUAUAACGGAAUUAGCUACUCUCUCUCCGUCUUCAUCGCCGAUACGUCCUCGCUGAAGAACCGAGGUCUGAUGUUGGCCUUUAUCAGCUCCCCUUACAUCAUCACCGUAUGGAUUACAGGUCCCAUGGCCGAUCAUGCCCUAACCGGUAUUGGCUGGCGAUGGGGAUUCGGUAUCUUCUCCAUCAUCACUCCGGUCAUGUGCCUGCCCCUGUUCUUCCUUUUUACUUGGAAUUACGCGAAAGCCCGGAAGGCUGGCCUGCUUGCCUUGACUUCUAGCGGCCGAACAACUUGGCAGUCCAUCAAGCACUACUUCUGGGAAUUCGAUAUCGUCUGCCUGAUCCUGCUCUGCGGUGGCUUCGCGCUGUUCUUGCUUCCGUUCAACAUCUAUUCUUACCAGUACUACGGCUGGAGAGACCCCCUGACCAUCUGCAUGAUCGUCUUUGGCGCUCUGCUCCUCGUCGCCGCCGUUCUCUGGGAGAGGUUCCUGGCGCCCGUCAGGUUCAUGCCCUGGGAACUCCUCAAGGACAGGACUGUGCUCGGAGCCUGCAUCCUGUCCGCGGUCCUGUUUGUCGAAUUCUAUGUCUGGACCGCCUAUUUCACGUCUUUCCUGCAGGUCGUUAUGAACUUGUCCGUAACGCAGACCGGCUAUAUCGGCAACAUCUAUAGUGUAGGGUCGUGCUUCUUCUCGUUUAUCGUCGGAUGGAUAAUCCACCGCACCGGCCACUUCAAGCAGAUUACCCUGUACUUUGGCGUGCCGAUGACGAUUCUCAGCAUCGGUCUCCUCAUCCACUUCCGGCAGCCCGACACCCACAUCGGAUUCAUCAUCAUGUGCGAGAUCUUCUACGCCUUUGCCGGCGGCGCCUGCGUCAUCGGCGAGCAGAUCGCCGUCAUGGCCGCGGCAGCCCACCAACACGUGGCCGUCGUGCUCGCCAUGGAAGGCAUGUUCAGCAGCGUGGGGGGUGCUAUCGGUGGCUCGAUCUCGGCGGCCAUCUGGACGGGCCUGUUCCCCGUCAGGCUGGCCGAGAACCUGCCGCCCGAGUCGCAGGCAAACCUCACCGACAUCUACGCCAAGCUCCCGACGCAGCUCUCGUAUCCGAUAGGCUCGCCGACUCGAGACGCCAUCAUACUCUCGUACGGGGAGGCCCAGAAGUGGAUGUUUGUCGCCGCCACGGCGAUCACCGGGUUGGGCCUCGUGUGCGUGAUGAUGUGGCGCGACAUCAAGGUCAAGGAUCUCAAGCAGGUCAAGGGUCGGGUGGUUUAA
Molecule: messenger RNA, 1785 nt
Organism: Durotheca rogersii
Lineage: Eukaryota; Fungi; Ascomycota; Sordariomycetes; Xylariales; Xylariaceae
Product: MFS general substrate transporter
Exons: 3
Coding region: 1-1785 (594 amino acids)
Biological process (GO): transmembrane transport
Molecular function (GO): transmembrane transporter activity
Source: RefSeq, a predicted model, not a curated record